This is a messenger RNA of Thamnophis sirtalis, 1007 nucleotides long. NCBI's taxonomy places the organism in Eukaryota, Metazoa, Chordata, Lepidosauria, Squamata, Natricidae. The record is from RefSeq and is a predicted model, not a curated record.
UUUACAGAACAGUUCCGGCUGUGGUGUUUUGGCAGUGGGUAAAUCAGUCUUUUAAUGCCAUUGUGAAUUACACCAACCGGAAUGCAGCUAGCCCCAUCUCGGUCAAGCAAAUUGGAGUGGCUUAUUUCACAGCUACCAGCACUGCCUUGGCAACUGCUGUGGGACUCAACCUUUACACUAAGAGAGCACCAUCCCUUGUGGCACGUUGGGUCCCAUUUGCAGCAGUAGCUGCUGCCAACUGUGUGAAUAUCCCCUUGAUGAGGCAACAGGAACUCAUUAAUGGGAUCACAGUGACAGAUGAAAAUGACAAUACUCUGGGAAAGUCCAGGAGAGCUGCAAUCAAGGGGAUAACUCAGGUGGUGGUUUCCCGCAUUGUUAUGGCUGCUCCUGGCAUGAUUUUAUUGCCUAUUAUCAUGGAGGCAUUAGAGAAAUAUCCAUUCAUGAAGAAAAUCCAGGUUCUCCAUGCUCCCUUGCAAACAGUUCUUGUUGGAGGAUUCCUUGUGUUCAUGGUCCCAGUUGCCUGCGCACUUUUCCCACAGAGAAGUUCAAUUGCACUUUCACACCUGGAGCCUGAACUCAGAGAACGAAUUGUAGCUGAACAUGGGGACAAAGUGACUUUUGCCUAUUUUAAUAAGGGUUUAUGAGUGAGAACUGCCUGGACUUGGUGCCUAUGGACUUCUCCUGGACAAAAACCUUUAAAGGGUGUUAUCAGGAACAGAGCUCAGAAUAUUCCAGGAAGAGCAGCACUCCAUCUCCUUUCUUUUUUUCUUUGUGUGUGUUUGUGUGUCUGGGUAUAGAGAGAACUAUCUGGGCAAAUCUGAGCCUUUCUUUCUGUUACAUCUUCAUGGUGACAAAAGUAUGGGUUUUGGAAUAUGUCAUUUUCUGCUUUAUGGCAAUGAUGAGAAUGCAUUACUUGUAGCCAAUUAGUCAGCAAUGGAAUUACCGUAUUUUUCAGAGUAUAAGAUGCACUAAGGUUUUGAAGAGGCAAAUUAAAAAAAAUAUUUUUU